Messenger RNA from Carya illinoinensis, 3261 nucleotides. RefSeq names its product protein RRP6-like 3. Lineage: Eukaryota; Viridiplantae; Streptophyta; Magnoliopsida; Fagales; Juglandaceae. Gene Ontology annotation, biological process: histone mRNA catabolic process; nuclear polyadenylation-dependent snRNA catabolic process; nuclear polyadenylation-dependent antisense transcript catabolic process. The transcript has 12 exons. The coding region runs from base 144 to 2930 and encodes 928 amino acids. Gene Ontology annotation, molecular function: nucleic acid binding; nucleotide binding; 3'-5'-RNA exonuclease activity. The record is from RefSeq and is a predicted model, not a curated record. Gene Ontology annotation, cellular component: nuclear exosome (RNase complex); nucleolus.
CAUGCCACGUAAGCCCCAUUCCUCUUACGCGGGGUCGUGUUAGAAAAACCCGCCGGCGAGCGAUACUACUGCCAUGCCAAGGCCGAAGCUUUUAAAAUUGGAUCGGAAAACACAGAGGAACAGAUAUCAAAGAUUUAGGAUAAAUGGAAGAGAGGUUGAAGUCUAUCAGAGUCAUCGCAAUCACUAUCGGUGGCUUUGCGGCGGCACUCUCAAUCUUCUUCGCCGCUGCUCAGUACAGGAGACGCCGGCAGAACAACCACAAAUGCUCCCCGAAGUCGUGUUAUUUACAAGCUGACCAGACCAAGCCGCAGCACGCAUUUAAGCGAGUCUUGGCAGAUAAUUCCUACUCUCCGUUCAAGCAUUUGAAGCUCGAUGCGUCUCGUCACGAUAAUGCUUCUAGUUCUCAUCCGUAUCAGGCAGAAAUUUUUGAAUUGGUGGAGAAUCCUCGACUUGACUUCAGCUUCAUUGAUGGAAUAGUGGACUCGGAAAUGAGCAAGGAAUAUACAUGGGUUGAGACCGUGUCACAAUUGAAGGAGCUCCUUGAUGUUUUGAUCAAAGAGAGGGUUUUUGCUGUGGAUACUGAGCAGCAUAGUUUACGAUCGUUUCUAGGAUUUACAGCUCUAAUACAGAUCUCUACUCGCAAGGAGGAUUAUUUGGUGGACACGAUUGCUCUGCACGAUUCAAUGGGUGUUCUUCGCCCAGUUUUUGCUGAGCCUAGUAUUUGUAAGGUAUUUCAUGGGGCCGACAAUGAUGUUCUCUGGUUGCAAAGAGACUUUCAUAUAUACAUUGUUAAUUUAUUUGAUACUGCAAAGGCAUGCGAUCUUCUUUCAAAGCCGCAGAAAUCGCUGGCAUACUUACUUGAAACAUACUGUGGUGUUACCACAAACAAAUUGUUACAGCGUGAAGACUGGAGACAGCGACCCUUGUCGGAAGAAAUGGUGCAAUAUGCUCGAAUAGAUGCACACUAUCUAUUAUAUAUUGCGAAUUGUUUAAUCACUGAGCUCAAACAACAAGGGACUGAAAUCUCUUGUCCCGAUGACAAAUUCGAUUUUGUUCUCGAGGCCAGUAGGCGUUCAAACAUGACUUGUUUGCAACUUUACGCAAAAGAAGUUGAAGCUUUUCCUGGAGAAUCUGCUGCAUCAUCAUUAACUUCUCGUCAUUUGAAUGGUCAAGGAGCUGUUUCAUCAGUUUAUUUUAAAGCCGAGUUUCAGGACCUUGUGAUGCGAUUGUGUGCAUGGAGAGAUUUAAUGGCUCGUGUGCAUGAUGAGAGCCUAAGAUACGUAUUAUCGGAUCAGGCUAUUGUUGGUCUUGCAGACAGACCUCCAAUGACUCUGGUAGAAAUAUGUAGAACCAUAACUCAAGCUGAUUUGAAUGUGGAUUUGAGUUUCAACUCUCUCCUUCCAUCUCCAUCCUCUGUUGUUUGCAGUCAUUUGGAUGAUGUCCAUACCCUGCUCCAGGACAACAUCAGCAACCUCGACGAUAUUUUCCCAAUGAUUCUCCAAAAGUGCCUUGGUCCAAGUGGGAGUUGUCCACUUUCUAUUUUAAAUUAUGCUUUACUGGUUAACUGUAAUCUAAAAGUGUCUUUAGUAUCCAAACAAAACAUGGUAAAAAGUUCAAAGCAAGUUGCUCGAAAGACUUCUCGAGAACUGUUUGUUCAAAAGUUCUCCUGCAAAUCUCCGGUUUAUCAUAAUUGCAAAAUCUUUGCAAAUGAUGGACGGUUACUUUGUUACUGUGACCGCAGGAAGCUUGAAUGGUAUCUCCAUAGAGAGUUAGCUAAGCUUGUUGAUGACAAUCCACUUGCCAUUAUGCUUCUUUUUGAGCCCAAAGGUCGUCCAGAAGAUGAAGAUAAUGAUUUUUAUAUCCAAAGUAAGAAAAAUAUAUGUGUUUGCUGUGGCGAAGGAAAUCACUACUUGCGCUACAGAAUAAUUCCUUCGUGCUACAGAAUACACUUUCCCGAGCAUUUGAAAAGCCACCGUUCUCAUGAUAUUGUCCUGCUCUGUGUGGACUGUCAUGAAGUUGCCCAUGCUGCUGCUGAGAAGUAUAAAAAACAGAUUGCUGCAGAAUUUGGAAUUCCUCUAUUUGUUAGUAAAGUGGUUGAUUCAAAACAAGUCCAAGUUAUUUCCGGAUCAUCCGAGUCAGAAACAAACGAUGAGGAGGUGGGAGUACCCCCUUUACAAUUGAGAACAGCUGCUAUGGCACUUUUGCGCCAUGGAACAAAAAUGCCAUCCAAGCGCCACGAAGAACUGACGCAGAUUGUCAUGCGUUAUUAUGGAGGAAGAGAGAUAACUGGGGCAGACUUGGAAGCAGCUUUGCUAGUUGGCAUGAGCCCCCAUGAAAGAAGGCGACUUGAAAAGAAGAAAAGGAUAUCUUUUAAGGAUUCUGCAAGGAGCAUCCUUCCAAAUAUGCAGAAUAAUAUGGGCAGUACGGAGACAUCUUCCAUUGUGGAUGCAUCAGAAGUUGGUAUUCUAAAUAGUUCUGACAGCACUAAAGCAGAAGCAUGCAAUGGACAACGAGAAUUCAGAAAAGCAGAUGCUGAUGGAGGUGACUCUACUAUUGGUGCUGACUCAGGUGUUGAUGAAGAAGUCAAUUAUGCUUUUAAAGAUGGCGUUAAGUCUGACACACAUGGAGCAUCUGAUAUAAAAGGUGACUGCAUUGGAAAUUCUGAUGACAAUUUUGAGAGUAGGGGCCCAUCAAACGGAACGGUUGAGUUGAAUCAUAAGAAAUAUGAUGGAACUCCCCAAUCUAAGCAUAAUUCCAAAUUAUCAUUGUUAGGACAUGGGCCGCAUGGGAAACAAGUUGUAAAUCAUCUGCUAAAGGAAUAUGGUGAGGAUGGUGUUCAUCAAUUCUGUCAAAGGUGGAGACAAGUAUUUGUCGAGGCUCUUCAACCUCGUUUCUUACCUGCUGGCUGGGAUGUAAUGCACAGGAUUUGAUCAUGGGCAAUGUUUCUGGCAGUGGUAGGCGUGACUUCGGUGAAUUUAGUGUAUACAAUCCUGCCAACAAAGCUUCGGACGUGGUUAAGAGUUAGUCUGUACAUUUUGUGAUGCUGGGAUGAUGUCUUCCAUGCGGUUGCUGCGAUCAUUGGACUUCUAAAUUCUAACGCUGGUGUUGAAUGACAUUAUUUCUGUUUCAGUGCUUUAUGAUCAUUUUUCUGAGUUUCCAGUUGAGUUAGGGGUGAGUAAGAAUUUCCUUGUUAAAUCUCUGUGUUUUCCAUUCUUCUAUUACUUGUUUUUUCACAUGAGGAAGAAAGAGAGAAUUUUUCGA